Stylophora pistillata is the source of this 2723-nucleotide messenger RNA. Its product is annotated as T-complex protein 11-like protein 1. The record is from RefSeq and is a predicted model, not a curated record. Gene Ontology annotation, biological process: signal transduction. Lineage: Eukaryota; Metazoa; Cnidaria; Anthozoa; Scleractinia; Pocilloporidae.
ACUCCCCACCCACUGUACUCUUAGAUUUGGCUGAAAAGGUAGUUUCAUCUGCUAAUUUUUAGUGUAAGUUUUGCAUUUCGGUCUCUCCUGAGAGGAAAACGAGAAAAAUCCUCGGAAAAUAAUACCCCACAGUAUCGGUUUGAAAGGUUUGUUAAGUAUGAAGGACGAGGCAGCCGAACGAAAUAAUAUCUCAAUUCUCGUUACGUAACCGUAGUCAAGCAGGUUUUCUAAAAUCAGUUUUGUUCAAGAAAACCCUCUUAACUAUAAAGAUAGACAACGAGGAGCUCCCCUUCGUAGUGUUAUCCACCGUGUGAGUCAACAGAACGUACAGGUAGGUUAUCCCGGACAGCCGCAUGAAUGAAAACGGUCGACCUGUCAUAUGAAGCUUACAUAAUGUACUAACUUACCUCCAAAACUAGUUCCCAGUGUCUUUCGGUUACUCGAUGGAAACGAAGGAAUGAGGACAGAAAUGAUAUGUUUAUUGUUUUGACUUUUAUUGGUGAAAUUCAGCGGCGUAUACUCUUUUCAGCUGAUACACGUAAGAUCGUAAGUAUUUUGAAAGGAAUAGAAGUGUACGAAUAAGAGGAAGACAUGGAUGGUCCUCAGGAUGGUGCGAACGCUUCUGACAGUUCAGAGGACAGUCAACAGAAGACUGCCAAGAUUGUGUCACAUAUGGCUUUAGCACACGAAUUGCUAAUGGAUGGUUCGUUCAAAAUUCAGACGGAACUUCCUCAAAACUCACUGGAAAAACAAGUCAGGGAUGUUGUUCACAAGGCAUUUUGGGAUAAACUUCGGGAAGAACUCAAUCAGAAGCCCCCUGUCUUCAAUCAAGCAUUAUCUCUAUUACAAGAACUUAAGGAGAACAUGCUUUCAUUGCUUCUUCCAUAUCAAAAUUCACUCAGAACACACAUCAAUGAAAUGUUGGACCUAGAUCUUAUAAAGCAACAGGCUGAUCAUGGCAUUCUGGACAUCUCCAAACUUGCACAGUCUAUUGUUGGUUUCCUCAGCAAAAUGUGUGCUCCAGCAAGAGAUGAACAGGCCAAAAAGAUCUUACUCAAUGAAGAUAUUGUGGAUCUGUUCAGGGAGGUGUUUAGCUUGAUAGAUGCAAUGAAGGUUGAUAUGGCCAACUUUCAGCUACAGACGAUCAAACCUCAUCUUAUGCAGCAGUCAGUAGAGUACGAACGGAAAAAGUUUAAAGAUUAUCUUCAAUCCAAUCCAGGUGGUCUUAUGUCAACUAAAGUUUGGCUCAAACGAGGGGCACAAGUAGCCACAGGAGUUGGUGUCAGGGCUGCUGCACAAGUCUCUGCAGAAGCAGUUGACACCACAGACUUUACACUGCAGAAACUACAAGAUGCUGAUUUGAUUGAUGUGUUAGUGCAUGGAUAUUUAGGAAUAAUCUUUGGGGAGGCAGGCUGGCCAUUUCCAGAGACCUUGAUUAUGGAUGAAUUCCGAUUGGCUGAGAUGAGGUGGAGUGUUCGUCGAACCACUCUUAUUGCAGCUGUGCUACUGGUGACCCUGAACACUAUAGGUCAGCAGUUAGCUUCAGAUGCGGCAUAUUUGGCCACCCUUAAGGAAGUGCUGUACAUUCUCUUGGAUGGAGUACCUGAAGGUGAUUUCCCUUCUGCUCUCCCUGGAGUGUAUGAACAGACCGUACGUGAAACUGAAAAGCUACUACAAGAAAGGGGACUGAAGCAACUCUCUUCACAACAAAAGGACCUGCUGAAAGGACAAACAGAAGGAAUCACAUCAGCAGACCACACAGUGUUUCAUUUGAUCUCCACUCGUGCAUACGACUUCAUGUUCAACAGCAUAAAGAGACGAUUUCUUCAAAAGGGAAGCAGAGAGGGUGGCCAAUCCACCCACCCAGUUAUCCCUCAGGGUUUAACAAGUGUGAACACUGAACUAUCUGAGAUUACCGGCAGGUUUUCUCGUGUAGUUGGACACAACUUGGCUGUCUUUGCUCCAUUUUAUGAGGAUCUUCUAACUGAGAUAAAAGGCUCUUGACAGUGAGUUAUGAUAGUCACGUGGCAUCUUCAGAUAUACUUAAUUGAAAUAAAGUUGUCAUAGAAGAAGCAAAAAGGAAAAAAUGAAAAAAAGAAAAAAAAGCCAUAUGAGUUAUUUUGUAAAAUCUAAUAUAAAAUUAGUCCAGGUUAUCUUAUAUAUCAUAUAAUUAUCAACUGUUCGUAAAAAAAGAAUUGGAUUAGAGACGUGGGAAAAUGAAUUUGAAUCAAUUCAAAUCAGUUUUUAAAGCAUGCGUUGCACAUCUGUUGAGAUGAAUUUCCUCAUUGACUCUUUCAUGUUUGCUUUUUGCAAUUUUCUUUGACUACUUAUUACAAAGGAUUUCUUGAGCAUUUCCUUGGCGCUUUACUCAGCCUUUUGUGUUAAGGAAAAAAAAAUCUUGAACAUAAUUACAUUAUCCAAGCUACGUGCUUGUUAAAUGAAUGAUUCACUGUGCUCACACGAGUUUUUUGAUGUGUCUUAAAAGGUGCGCCUUUUUCUCGAGUGUCUUUGUAAGGAUGAUUUUAUCUUUCCUUUAGAUUCGAUUUUCUGCAGCGUAUGUUACGUUUGUACGUUUGUAAGAAUAUCAGCGGAGAGAAAUGACACUCACCACUGGAAGUAGUUUACAAAGUUUUAGAUAAUUUUAACGAUUUCGAAGUCUCAUGUGAUAGUGAUAUAAAGAAUGACAGACUAAAUAAAAAGUGUGUGAAGAGGUUACACGUUCA